ACUGUUUUCCAAAUGUCGAGGAUGAUUCAAGAAAUGUAGCACAGCGACUGAGAAAAACUGUAAAACUGGCUUUACUGAGUGCUUUAAUUAUAGUAACUGGUAAAUUAUUCCACAUUGUUCCCCUCCUGGCUGCAUGGGGGCGCUGUGGUUUGUACUAAUCCUAUUAUUGCUGAUAAUUCGGACUCGGACUACAGCUUCCUGCAGCCAUCAUAACAACAAAACAGACUCCGAUCGAUGUUUAACUUUUCUUCGUUGUGCCUGAGUGGAAGCUGCUCCUGAUGUAUUUCAGAUAACACUGUUCCCAUUUUAACCCGCUCAGUGUUGUUUUUUUGGGGGGACCGUAAUCCGGACGGAGUGGGUGUUUAAAGAUGUCGUCCGCCGUGGAUUUCCACUCUCAGAUCGCCUCCAUCAUGGAGGUCCUGGCUAAUGCGGCUGUGGCGGAGAUCUGUAAGGUUGUGGAUGACGGCUACGCGGUGGUUCAGCUGGAGAUGUCCCGCAGUCAGAAAGAGAGCGAGUGCUUGCGGAGGAAGAUCAAACUACUGGAGCUGCAGGUCGCCCGGUACCGAGCCGAGAGGGUGAAGCCGGCGGAGGGAUUCAACGGCCGCUUCCCCGGGUUCCGCCUCCUGAGUCGACAGAGAGGAGACUCAGCGGCCGGCCCCUCUCUGCAGGGCAGGACCAGGUUUCUGAACCGAGGUCCAGGGGCGCAGCAGUCUGUGCAGAAGACCCACCCUAUAAUCCUGGACCAGGAUCCUGAUCAGGAGGUCGUCACCACCACUAAAACCGAGUCUGCAGAGCCUGAGGAGGAGGGGGAGCUGCUCAUAGUGAAGGUGGAAGGAGCCACGGAGACCACGCCCACUCAACAGGGGAGGCCAUCAGACGCAAGCAUCAAAAGAGGAGAUGCUCAGGCCCCCCCAUCGCACCCCACCGCCUCGGAGGACGAUGGCAGACGGCUCAGUGAAACGGAGGCCCAGAGACGUCCCACACACAGCGGCCAUCAGAGUGAGCAGGAAGAGAUGAAGGAAGAGACAGGUGACCCCCCAGAGAAACUCAGCCCCUCCCACACGCUCCUGGACUGGGAGGAGUGCAGACGGACAGGGGACACCUGUUCUUCGUACCCAGCAGACUCUGCCGCAGGAAGUUCAUCAUUCAGGCUCACAGGUGCAGUGAGGUCACUACCUGUGGGUUCAGGUUUUAACAGACCUCCCAGAGAACAGAACCAGGACAGAACAGAGUCUGAGUUCAACGUCGUUGUGGUGGACUCCAGACAGGAUGGCUGCAGCGGUGUGAUGUCAUCUGGAGCAGGUGGAUGUGAUGGAGCAGAGGGUCUGACCAGGUCUAAGUACCCUUCUCCGCUGUGUUUGCAGAUCAACAGGACUCCAGGUGAAUCCACGUGGGGAAUCUCUAGCUUCAACACCCCUGCUGUUAAUACAGGGUCAGCAGAACCCCAGCAGCAGCACUCCUGGUCUGGAGUCCAGCAGAUGGACCACCUUUCUGAUCAGAGCCUCAUCUUUCAGGCACCGAACACUCAGGACCAAGAGUCCGGAUCCCAGCAGCCCCACCUCCCCUUCGCCUGCCCCUUCUGCCCCCGCCGCUACUCCCACCAGUGCAAGCUCCGCAGCCACCAGCGAGCCCACACCGGCGAGAAGCCGUAUCAGUGCCCCCAGUGUGGGAAGAGGUUCGGACAGGUGUGCAGUAUGAAGCGGCACCAGAUGGUCCACACAGGGGAGAGACCGUACCCCUGCCCUCACUGUGGGAAGCAGUUCUCCACCUCCACCAACUUGAAGGUGCACCAGAGUGUCCACACAGGAGAGAAACGCUUCAACUGCUCCAAGUGUGGCAAGAACUUCUCCUUCCUCAGUAACCUCAUCCGACACCAGGCGCUGCACAGUGACAAGUGACUGUGACACAGAGACUCAGAAAUUUAGAGAUACAAGGAUGCAGAGACACAGAGACAGAAAACUACAGAGAGACAGGGAUACAGAGACAGAGGUACACAAAAAUACCCAGAUAAAAAGAUACUUAGACAUGUGUACAGAAACAAAUCAGAUUAAAUCGAAACCAACCACUGCAGCUUAAUCUGACAUCAGGAAGUGCACUGUACAAACAUGUUAGUCAAAGACACACAGGCACAAAGAGACUACAAACACAGAGACACAAGGACCAAUCCAUGAACUUAGAACACCUCAUUCCUUUGGCAGCUAUGUCCCAAACAAGACUGUCCAGAAACCAGUGAACAAGAAGACACAGGUUUUUUUCCGAAACCGCCUACGAUACUAGGAGAACAUACUGAUUCCAAAACUCAGUAUGUAGUAUGUGAACAAGAGCAAAAUCUGCAGUAGGCCUAUACCAAAACUUCCUGGAUGUCUUACUGAAUUCUGGAAUAUUUCUCAGCAUGCAGCGGACCAUUCUCCCUCGCCUACGGUUUCCCAUAAUGCACAGCGCUAACAUUCCACGUUUUCUUUUUUCUUCUUUUUUAUCGGGGGUCACUCAGUUUUUAGGUGCCGUGAAAAUGAUUAAAUUCCAUGUAAACCACUUAUUAACUUUUUAAAUUAUAAGUAAUGCUAAAGAAGCAGUUUUGCUAUCAGCUUGGUCGUUGUUCACUUCAGCUUUCCAAAAACUGGAAAUCCAGCAACACCUGGCCCAGCAUACUGCAAAACAGAUCCAACAGAACAGUCAUACUACAUAAUAUGCAGUUUUAACGCAGUAUGCAGUACGUACUGCAUACUACAUUCAUAGGUAGUAUGUAGCAGGGGGUUUCGAAAACAGCCAGAGAUAAAAAGAUACAUCUCUAUGUAGUAACAUUUCAAAACUGGUUUCAAGUCUUUCUCUUCCCUCAUCAACUUCAUCCAACACAUGCAAUGCACAGCGAUGAUUGCACAAUACAUAGAGAAGACAAAACACAGACACAAGAUGCAGAGACAAAGAGAUACAAAAAGAAAUAACUACAGAUACAAAACAAGACAGAUGUGCAUGAAGACAGAAGGAGAAAGGGGCCGUGAUACAAAGAGACACAAAUGGAGGCUUAAAGAGAGUGAUACAAAGAGACUGAUACACUUAGAGACAUAACCACGAAGAUAUAGAAAAACCAAGAGGCCUGGAUACAAGAAGAUACAGAUACAGAUACAAAGUGGGAACUGUAUUCAAAAAUAAAAAUACAUGGGAAAAGACAAACACAGAGACACAAAUACAAGGAGACGUCAAGAGACAGAGAUUUAAAAGGGUCAAAAACACAGACACAGAGAGAGAUCAGGAUACAAAGAUUCAGAGACAGCUAGAAACAGAGAUACAAAGAAACAGACUCACACAUUCAAAGAUUCAUGGAUACAGAUACAAAGCCUUAGAGAUGCAGAUGCUGAAACAUACACCAUCAUGUGAUGCAAACAGGCAGCAACCGUCCAACGAUGCUCUGUGACAUCAAACCGUCCAGGUCUGGAUUGUAUUCUGUGUGUUCAUGUUGCUAUUAAAGAUAGAUGAGUGAUCAGUUUAAUAUGUAACAUGUCGUGUCCUUUAAAGUCCUCUGUUAUUGAUCACUGUUUAUUUUAACGUUCCUCUGAUUCUCUUUGGAUUGUCUUUGUAAAGUGUUGGAGAAAAUUGCUGCUUAUUAAAGGAUCCCUCACAGCUUA
This is a messenger RNA of Notolabrus celidotus (New Zealand spotty), 3623 nucleotides long. Its product is annotated as zinc finger protein 354C-like. Lineage: Eukaryota; Metazoa; Chordata; Actinopteri; Labriformes; Labridae. The record is from RefSeq and is a predicted model, not a curated record. The transcript has 5 exons. Gene Ontology annotation, molecular function: RNA polymerase II cis-regulatory region sequence-specific DNA binding; DNA-binding transcription factor activity. Gene Ontology annotation, biological process: regulation of transcription by RNA polymerase II. The coding region runs from base 369 to 1898 and encodes 509 amino acids.